AUGGCAAUUGAGAAGAGCUAUCCUAAGGGUCCUGCUAACGUCCUUUAUGAUGCAUUGUCAUUGUUGCAGAGGUGGUCUUUACUGCUGAAGGCGAUCGACAAGGAAAAAGUGGAUCAGCGGAAGGAACAGCCCCACUCCCUGCUCGCUUCCUCUUCUCCGCUCCCAAACCUUCGCAACCAGCAGCUCUGGACUCCAUCACCUUGCCCUGCGACAACCUCUCGGCUGACGGCGGCGCGCCGGCGCCCGUCGCUCGGACUCCAUCACCCUGCCCUGCGACAACCUCCCAGCGACGGCGGCGCCUGCCUAAAGUUCAUCACGGCGAAGCAAUUUCCGUUCGGCCACAGGCGGCUGACGGCGGCGCCCCAUCAGGCUCGGCGUCCCAAACUCAUAGGCAUUGCUGGCGUCUCCAGAUUCAAUCAUCGAUUCUUUUCUAGCAAAAAAAAAAUACAGGAAUUCUCUGCAGGAGUGGUUUUGGUAAACAAGCAGUGCUGGAAACACCGCUCCAAAGAAUGCAAAAUCAAAAUACAGUCAUCUACUGAAACUAUCCUGAGAAGGCUGAAGGAGAGGAUACUGGCAAGAGUGUUGAUAGAGCCGCACACCUCCUGCGGGAGUGGUUUUGGUAAACAAAUAGUGCUGGAAACACUGCUCCAAAGUCGUUCACCUGAAUCUAUCCUGCAUUUAAAAUUUGGAUGGAAAGCUCCAAGCCAUAUUCUAUCAGCAAAUGAAGAAAAUCAAAGGACCAAUAUCAAAGCAUUUUCUAGACUUGCAGUUUUGGAUGAUUAUUGAUUUUGGACGACAUCCAAACUUCCGUAAAGAGUUAGAUAUGGAAAAACUAAAAGAGUCCAUACAUAAAUGGCCUGGAAUUGAAUACAAUGUUUCAAGGUGCAAAUCGAUUUUUAUACCAAUAACGCAACUAGGUGGUGCCUUCAUUUUGAUCAUAUUGAACCAAGAGACAAAAACAGUAUACAUUUUGGACCCUAAUCCUCCUAAUCCAAUUUACAAGUACAAUCCAAACGCAAAAUAUGUGAAGAUACUUCAAUGCAUUUCUGAAAACCUACAAAAAGCCAUGGCAAAAGCAUGUCCAGAGCCUAAAUGGAAAGAAGAUAUUUUCUUAUGGCGUCAAAUUAUUUUAACUGAUAUUCCCAUUUACAAUAGGGAACUAUCUGGUUAUCUCGUUUCCAUGUUCAUGACUGCAUGGAAAAAUGAAGCACUGGAAAUUACAGAAAUAAAGGAUGCCUACAGUAUCAGAAAGCAUUUUUUGGGACAGCUAUUGACUAUCAACGAAAAUGAAUGUGAAGAUAACUUACCAACUGGAGUUCAAGACCUCAUUAGAUGUAUAAAAUAUACUCAGAUUUAGAGAUAGUCAAAUACCUUCCUUAUAUAUUUAUAAUGUAAACCAUUUAUGUACAAUUAUUACAGCACUUGAAAAGGCUGAGUAUCAGUCCAAAAUAUUUUCUUACCUA
Molecule: messenger RNA, 1463 nt
Organism: Sorghum bicolor (sorghum)
Lineage: Eukaryota; Viridiplantae; Streptophyta; Magnoliopsida; Poales; Poaceae
Exons: 11
Coding region: 1-786 (261 amino acids)
Source: RefSeq, a predicted model, not a curated record